Molecule: messenger RNA, 2232 nt
Organism: Aspergillus clavatus NRRL 1
Lineage: Eukaryota; Fungi; Ascomycota; Eurotiomycetes; Eurotiales; Aspergillaceae
Product: crossover junction endodeoxyribonuclease
Exons: 1
Coding region: 1-2232 (743 amino acids)
Molecular function (GO): 5'-flap endonuclease activity; crossover junction DNA endonuclease activity
Source: RefSeq, a predicted model, not a curated record
AUGAGCAACGAUGUCGACGCUUUGAUGUUUGGCUCAGGGCUGACCGUGAUGAAUUUUUCGAAAGAGACCGGGUCUAGCACCUCUGCAGCUACACAUAUAACCUGCUAUAGGAUGUGUGACUACCUGGGUGAUCCAUCGAACGUGACUCUCGACCAGGCCGGGAUGAUCUUGUUCGCAAUGCUUAGUGGGGGUGAUUAUCUACCAUCUGGUGUGCCCAAAUGUGGCAGCAAAUUGGCCGCGGAAAUAGCCAAAGCAGGAUUUGGGGCAGACCUGCUCGACGCCAUUCAAUCCGAUGGCCCUGAGCUUGACAUCAAAUUGGAGGAGUGGAGGGAAAGACUUCAGUACGAGCUAGAGCAGAACGAGAGUGGCUAUUUCCAAACGAAACAUAAAGCAGUGCGCAUUCCGGAAGCCUUUCCUGAUAGGACAAUACUGUCAUAUUAUGCGAACCCUGUGGUGUCGUCGUCGGCAGAGAUUGCGGCUCUGCGACACCGUCUAGCCACUGCUUGGGAUCAGGAGAUUGACGCUCUGGAAUUGCGAAGGUUUACUGCCGACACGUUCGAAUGGAAUUACCGUUCUGGGGCGAGGAAGGUGAUCCGCCUACUCGCCGAACCCCUUGUUUCCUACAGGCUUCGCCUGCAAAGACACCCGGCAGCCUUCCCACAGAAUCCUCCUUUUUCCGACAAUGUUGGACAAAUGCUUCAGAAAGUAUACAAGAGCCGAACCAGCUUUAGCACAGACGGCUUGACUGAGUUGCAGUUGGACAUUGUUCCGAUUGAUGUCGUUGGCUUGGAUUUACUUGCUGAGGAGCCGAACCCUCCAAUGCCAUCUCAGGAGACAAUACUAGUUUCUGGAGACGAAGAGGAGGACGUGGAGGUGGUCACAGAGGCCGUAGCCCAGUCUCCGAUCAAGAAGCGGACAUCUAAGCGUUUUGACCCCUUUUCUGUUGAGAAAGUCUGGAUCUUCGAGACUUUGGCCAGUCUCGGGAUACCGGAGGUCGUGCAGAGUUGGAAGAAAGAGCAAAUGGAGAAGGCUGCUGCUCCAAAAAAGACAAGCAACCGGAGAACUGGGCCGCGGAAGAAGGGACCGAUUGACCCCGGCAUGAAAAGAGGCAGCAUCCUCAAGUAUGGCACCCUCACGAAACAAAAGUCAGACAUUUCAGAGUACAAAGGUGCGCAGUUAUUCGAUGCGGCGAUCUCCGCCACGCCAACAAAGACAAGCGUCUCAAGAUCUCAACCUGUCGAAUGGUCUCCCGAUGCCUCAAUGAUGGGAUCCCCAGCUUAUGGCGGAUACAGUCAGCAUCAUGUACUUGGCCUCCAGCCACGAAUGUACCAAGAUGUGGAUGAUCUGAUCAAAUCUUUCACUUCCUCGUGCAGCAUCUCCCCGGAACUGAACAGCAAACGGCAUGCUAUGGCCAUCCGCUCCCGUGGCGGAUAUCAGCGUGCAACUGUCGUUCCAGGCGAUGUCGAGGUGCAAACUCUUGCCGCAAGUGAUCCCGAGUCUGAGAUGGAGUACUCCCCAUCGCGCUUGUUCUCUGGAAGAAUUAGAAUGACAUAUUCUAAUGUCAGCUACAAUGACCCCAUCGAACUGGGCCGAUCUCCAAGAGUGGCUCUUUCUGUGCCUGAAUCAGUCGCCAAAUAUGAUGCCAGUCGACAUAAGACGCGAAAAGCUGCACAGACAUCGUCUAAGUCUCAAGCAGAGAUUAGCCAGGACGUUUCUGAAUUGCAACAUGCCAUGUCUACAAUCGUCCUAGAUGACGGUAGCCCGUGCAAGGCUUCUAGAAAUCGUGACUUCCUGACCCAUCCCAGAGCCCUACCCCGCAGGACACCGAGACUACCUGAAGAUGAUAUUCCAGACUCUAAGAUACAGGUGAAACGCUCUCUACGCAGCCAAAAAGAUGUUUCUUUGGCAGUGAAGCAGUCAUGUGAGAAAGUCGAACAGAGGCUCUCUCAGCAUAGUCCACCAGCGCCGUCACUCUUAAAACCUUCCGUGAAAAAAGUGUCCAAGCCGGAAGCCAAGUUGAAAGAGCAGAUUCAUCCGAAUAAGGGGACGGAUUCCCACAAGAAUGCGUCACACGUGGACUUCGUCGUGGUGCGUGAUGAUGGAACCUGGACGACAGAAGCCGAACCCCAAUCUGAGCUGGCCUCGGAGAAGCUUGAAAUUGACCAGGACACAACCAAUGAAAAGAGGAAGAAGAAACGCAUCCCGCGCGUGAGCAUUCUGGAUUUGAGCUGA